Molecule: messenger RNA, 312 nt
Organism: Colletotrichum costaricense
Lineage: Eukaryota; Fungi; Ascomycota; Sordariomycetes; Glomerellales; Glomerellaceae
Exons: 1
Coding region: 1-312 (103 amino acids)
Source: RefSeq, a predicted model, not a curated record
AUGGGUCGGUCCCAGUGUCUGCUUGUCUGCGGAUGUGGGCUGCUAAGCGCGGGAACGAGGGGCAGUCGGGGGUGGAUGAGCGGCACAGGUAAUAUUGACGCUUUUUGCCCAGGCCUCUCGAUGCUUCUGAUACGCUCAAAACGAUGGACGUACGGAUUCGAAAUAGACAUUACAUGCAAUGCGGAUUUAAUGUGGAUUGCAUGGUUCGUUGGAGGUCUGAGAAAAGUGAUGAGCGGACUUAUUGACGUCUUCCUCCCAUGUUUCUACACCCCCUACCCCGGCGUCCGCCGCAUCGCUGAGAACAGCGGAUGA